Diachasmimorpha longicaudata is the source of this 1053-nucleotide messenger RNA. RefSeq names its product thioredoxin-like protein 1 (gene Txl). The record is from RefSeq and is a predicted model, not a curated record. The coding region runs from base 131 to 991 and encodes 286 amino acids. The transcript has 4 exons. Gene Ontology annotation, cellular component: cytosol. NCBI's taxonomy places the organism in Eukaryota, Metazoa, Arthropoda, Insecta, Hymenoptera, Braconidae. Gene Ontology annotation, molecular function: protein-disulfide reductase activity.
AAGGCAGCCAUAAUAUGUACGCAAAUUGUCCAGUCAUUCGUCGGACACGAGCAUUUUUCAGCAUUUUUCUACGACAAUUCCAUUUGUUUUUGUAUUUAACGUGAUAAUUCAAAGGGCUUGCGAGAUAAAUAUGUGCCUUGUACGUGUUGUGAAUGAUGACAGGGGCUUUCAUGGCGAAUUAUCGAGUGCUGGGACUAAACUCGUAGUUGUUGACUUCACAGCUACUUGGUGCGGCCCCUGCCAGAGGAUAGCCCCAGUGUUUGAGCAGUUAUCCACUAAAUACCCGAAUGCAGUUUUUUUGAAAGUUGACGUAGACAAAUGUGCGGAGACCGCAGUCAGCCAGGGUGUGAGUGCCAUGCCGACCUUUAUAUUCUACCGAAACCGAACGAAACUGGGUAUGUGUCAGGGCGCAAAUUCCGAGGCCCUCGAGAACAAGAUAAUCGAGUACUAUGGUGGUGGUGAUGGGGACGACGAGGGACCUGUUGCUGGACAUAUGGAUUUGAACACCUUCAUCAUGAAGGGCCAGUGCGAGUGUCUGAAUGAGUCUGAUGACCACUGCUUGGAGCACUGUUUGACUGCUGAGGGUGGCUUCCUCGAGAGCGACUGCGAUGAGCAGCUCAUAAUGUCUAUAACCUUCAGACAAGCAGUCAAGGUUCACUCCCUGAAGUUCAAGGGCCCCAGUGACAAAGGACCGAAGAACAUCAAGAUUUUCAUCAACCAGCCAAGGACCAUCGACUUCGAUAUGGCUGACUCCAACACCAGCGUCCAAGAUCUUGAACUAACAGCCAAAGACGUGGAGGAGGGUAAUCCGGUGCCCCUUCGUUAUGUGAAAUUCCAGAAUGUGUUGAAUCUGCAGAUCUUCGUCAAGGACAAUCAGGGAGGAGCUGAGACCACCCAAAUCGAUCAUCUCUCGAUCAUUGGUUCGCCAAUCUGCACCACCAACAUGGGGGACUUCAAGAGAGUAGCUGGAAAAAAGGGAGAGAGCCACUGACACCCCCUCUCCAUUAUCACAAUUUUCCAUACUAUUAAUUAAAUAUUAUUUGUGCAUCGAAA